UGUUUCAAAUGAAAAUCGUAAACAAGAUCAAUUACAAGCCGAUGAACUAAACAUUCGAAAAACUUUUGAAACUUAUAUUGAUCAUGUUUCUAUACUUUUAGUUGAUCAUAAAUUUAAUCGAAGUAAUCCUGAACAUUUGUUAUACCUUCGUGUAAAAACUUUAACUGCUCUUCGUCAUGUCGAUGUCAAUCGAAAGCGAGAUAUCAUUUUAUUUCUUCAUGAAAGUCGAUUGAUACGAAGUGAUAUACCUGAUACUGAACGACUUAAUUUGAUUAGUGCUGAUCUGCAAAAUGUUCAAUUUCUUGGAUCUCCAGAUACACCAUAUCAACUCGACUAUAUCUAUUUACCUGGUAUCUAUGCACCCAAUAUUGUUUUCAGUUGGUGUUCAUUGAAAUAUGCUGUUUUUGAUCAUGCUUCAAUGUCAAAUGUUCAAAUUCUCAAUUCAACUAUUUCAUAUAGUAGUUUUUAUCAAAUUAAUGCACCUAAUGCCAUCAUAGGUGAUAUUAUUUUUCAUCGGAACAAUUUCAGCAAUGCAAUACUUAUUGGAACACACUUUGCCGGUAUUAUCGGUUGGAAAGAAGGAGUUUUUUUGACUAAUGCUGAUCUGUUUGUUAGUUACACUUUUGAAGAAUCAGCACUCAAUUUCCAUAAUUAUGAUAUCAAUUCACUUAAUUUUCAAAACUUACGUUUUCCCGAUGGAUCAUUUCGAUCAAUUGAUUCGUCGAAUCUCAUUGAUGAUGGCGGAGCAGAAAAAGGAGUAGGUUUCAUUUUAUAUUUUUGA
Molecule: messenger RNA, 781 nt
Organism: Adineta steineri
Lineage: Eukaryota; Metazoa; Rotifera; Eurotatoria; Adinetida; Adinetidae
Source: the annotation of a GenBank genome assembly